CGAUGGCAGAGAGCCUCCGUGCCGUGUUUGCCGCGUUCCUGUGGCAUGAAGGCAUCGUCCACGACGCUAUGACCUGCGCGUCAUUUUUGAAGUUUUAUCCGAGUCUUCCCAAGAACGGAGCUGUGGUGACGAAACGGAUGACUGAAAGGAACAAGGACCGCGGCCCGCAGAGGCAUUCGGUGGAAGUGACGACCGGCGCAGGCGGUUACCGGCACAUCCGACCCAACGAAGUGAACAGGCCGAAGCCUGGAAUGGCGUUACCCGCCGAGGGUGCCAUCACCGAGGAGAGCAUGACCAGUUCCAGUAACUCGGAACUAGCAGACAGCCAUCACGCGCAACCGGAACCGUCCGGGGGUGGAGGCGAGUGUCGGACCACCGUCAAUUUUCUGCCGCCUGCCCUCAACUGCAUGGUCAGGUUGUGGGACCAGAUCGCGGCCGACAUGUUACAGAUAAUAACUUCAGUUGGCGUGGUGCGCAAGUCUUCUCCUAGGCGGACAGCGGACAGUAGCGGUGAAAACGGCGAAAACGACGGCGACAGGUCGUCAGUGGAUCCGACCACGCACGCUCACAACGAGCGGAUAUUCCGGCGACUGGUGCCCAACUACCAGGCCAAGGAGCCCAUGUCGUGCGAGCUGUGCGGCGACACGUUUGCCGUGCCCGUGUCCUAUCACAUGCUUACCACUCACCCGGGAUGCGGUCACAGCAGCGGCGGGCGCGGUUACACCAGCAAUGGUACCUACAAGACCGGUUGGUCGGGCGCGUGCGGCGAAGGCGGUAUCGCGUGGUAUCUGCUCUGCGAGUCCUGCCGCGGCGGUUACAUGAAGCGCGCCAAGCCGCCGCAGCCGCCGGCCGCCGCUUCCGGUUCCGGAUCGUCGGCUCCUCGUUCCCGGAAGACCGGCGCUCGACAGACGGUGAUCACCUACCCCGCCGCCAACGACGACGACGACGGUCAUGAUUUCUCCGACUCGGACGACGAAGGUGACGACGACCGCAAUGGCUGGAACCCCAAGCCAUUGCAGCCCAAACAGCUGCACGGAAUAAACUACAACGACGAGCUGGUCGACAGCCUACACGUGACGUUCAAAGAGAACGCCAUGUUUCUAUUGGACUUGGCCAGCACCAGCGGCGGGAGACUGACCGGCGACGAGCCGACAUCAACAUCGGGACCUUGGGCCGUUGGCGAGUUCAAAUGUCUGGGCAGCCUCGAGACUCCUGCAGCCUGUAAAGAACUGCUGCAUUCCGACACCUGCAACGAUGCACUUCUGCAACAACUUCACGACUGCGAUUCAGCGGGGAUCUCGUCCGCGGGCCAAGAUGCAGUGGAUGGAACCGUGAUGCGGAGCUUUCACCGGUCUGUGUCGAUGGACAUCGAGAAGUCACCGUUAAGACGCCAAGACAUGAUCAACCGUCGGAAACGGAUUAAUAGUGCCAUCGAUCCUGACAACGGAUUAUCACUGGUAUGUAUGCCCUCGGCGGCCCUACAGGCGCUCGUUCCCAGCGUCGACAACACUACGAUGGUGGGUUGUUCAGCCGACGGUAUAAUAUCGAACAACGAAAAUGUGUCCGAAAUAAACGUUUUCAACAGACCGUCGAUGGCGUUUAUUGUCGAAGCACACAAUUUGGCAGAUCUCAAAUGGGCGAUGAAACAAGCGGUGAGGAAAGCCGCAUGCCGCAGUUACGCUCUACAAGCACUCAACUGGUUGCUCCAUGAAGUGUCUCGAGCGUCGUGUCUGCACGAUCUCUUGUGGUGGUUUGUGAUAGCGCUAUCUGCCGAAGUCCGCACGGUGGACGGGACCAAUGACUCCACUGACCCACGAUGUCGACAUCCUCUUAGUGAUUUAUACCUAGCUGGUGAAUCCAUUUUCGUGAUCCAAAACAAAAUUUACAUGUUGAGCCACCCUAUAGCAACUUAUAAUAGGGAUCGUAAAAAGAAGCUUAAUACACCAUCCAAGUCUCAACUCAGUGAACUUUCAAGGAAUACAUUGAUAUAA
Molecule: messenger RNA, 1991 nt
Organism: Acyrthosiphon pisum (pea aphid)
Lineage: Eukaryota; Metazoa; Arthropoda; Insecta; Hemiptera; Aphididae
Product: E3 ubiquitin-protein ligase highwire-like
Exons: 8
Coding region: 3-1991 (662 amino acids)
Biological process (GO): regulation of synaptic assembly at neuromuscular junction; axon guidance
Cellular component (GO): nucleus; plasma membrane
Molecular function (GO): ubiquitin protein ligase activity
Source: RefSeq, a predicted model, not a curated record